Molecule: messenger RNA, 684 nt
Organism: Benincasa hispida (wax gourd)
Lineage: Eukaryota; Viridiplantae; Streptophyta; Magnoliopsida; Cucurbitales; Cucurbitaceae
Source: RefSeq, a predicted model, not a curated record
AUGUCAGAAAGUGAAAGUCCCGAGGCAGAAGCCAGCAGGCUUGUUGUAGCCCUUAAGCAUACCAGAGUGGAAAUGGGAGCAUGUGUCUAUGGACUUCAUCGUGAGGCUACCAUUGGCACAUCACUAUUUAAGACCCUAUAUGGAAGGAAUUGUAGGUCUCCUAUAUGUUGGGAUGAGGUUGGUGAAAAGAAGUUGCUAGGACCUGAGCUGAGCAGGCAGAAAAGCUACACUGAUGUUAGGUGUAAAGAUCUAAAGUUUGAAAUUGGUGACAACGUGUUCUUAAAAGUGGCACCUAUAAAAGGUGUUUUGAGGUUUGGAAGAAAAUGGAAACUAAGUCCACGAUUUAUUGGUCCUUUCAAGAUCUUGGAGCAAAUUGGCCCUGUAGCAUAUCGAUUGGCGUUACCACCAUCUCUCACUUCAGUUCACAAUGUUUUUCGUGUCUCGAUGUUGAGUGUGUAUGUGACAAAUCCGUCCCAUGUGGUAGACUUUGAACCAUUACAAUUGAAUGAGAACUUAAGUUAUGAGGAGAAACCUGUUCGAAUUCUCGCCAAGGUGGUGAAGACUUUACUCAACAAGGAAAUAGUACUUGUGAAAAUUCUGUGGCAAAAUCACCAGUUCGAGGAGGCUAUUUGGGAGCGAGAGGAUGAGAUGAAAGCCCAGUACCUGAAGCUUUUUCAGGAAUAA